UGCAUCCGUCUGCCUUCGCUCGGCUUCUUGUGUGUCUGGCUGUGUGAGAGGAGAGUGCGCUAGAAGGAAAAGAAAAAGCCAGGCAAGCCAGUGGGAGAAGCUAGAGAGUCGGCGGCGGAGAGAGAGAGAGAGAGAUAGUCGGGGGAGGAAAGAGGCAUUUUUUAAAAAUACAAAAAUAAAAUCCAGCAUCUGAGACAAACGGAGGGAGAAGGAGAAGCGGGGAGUAGCUAUGAAAUUCAUCCAGGCUGUUUGCUUACUGCUUCUCUGUCCAGCUGUGAGCCUCAACACCAGACAAAGCUACGAUGGGCUGGAGAGGAAGCUGAAGGAAGUGUUCAGCGAGCGGAGCAGCAUCCUGCACCAGCUCUCCAAGACUUCAAAGGAGCUGGACAGCAUAAAAGGCAACCUUCAGUCGCUGAAAAACGAUGACUCAGUCGCCAAGAAGGACGUUCAGAGGAUUCUGGAGCUGAGCCACAAACAGAGGGAGGAGAUGAAGUCCCUCCAGGCGGCCUUGCAGAAGCAGCUGGACGAGGCCAACGAGCGAGCGGAGAAGCAGCAGGCCACGAUUAAAUUUCUUAAGGUGGAGAUGGAGAAGAAAACCAAAAUCAUCAAGGAUUUACAGCAAGAGAACAAGAGUUUGAAAAACAAGCUGCUCUCUGGGAACAAACUCUGCGAUGCCUAUGCUGAAGAGUCCAAAAAAAUCCAGGCUCAACUGAAAGAACUGCGGUACGGGAAAAAGGAUUUAAUUUUUAAGGGGCAGCAGCUAAUGGACCUGGAGCACAAGCUAACCAUCGCCAAGGAGGAGCUGGAGAAGACGGCACUGGAUAAGGAGUCUCAGCUGAAGGCGCUGAAGGACACCGUUCACAUCUGCUUCUCGGCCGUCCUGCACAACCAGCCCAGCAGCAGCCACAGAUUCCCCACCUCCUCCACCCACUUGUUCAGAUACUCGUCGCUCAUCAACAGCUCCAGAGUCACCUUUCAGCAGCCACACGCCAAGGAUAUCUCCAAAGUUCAGAGAAUCGUCACGGCCAGUAAAUCGUCCGUGAACGCCAUGAGGAGAGAGAGCGGCGGCGUUAAAGAGUGCCAGAUGGAAAAGACCGGCAGCGACUGUUUCCAGAACCAGACAGAGGAAUCAGCUCCACAAAGUAAAUCGCUACCAGAGUCGCAGCAGCAGAGGAGCCCAGAGCAGAGCGGAAGAUUCAACACGAAGCCGACGGACGGCGGCGAGGAGGCGGAGGGAGGCGGCAGCAGAAAGACGACGCAUCAAGACGACUGAGAGGACGACUGCUGCAGCCUGAAGGAUGUUUCUGAAGAAGAGCACACCCCGUGCACGCUCACAACACACACGUGCACUCUCACACACACACACACACACACACACACACACACACACACUGUCAACACACACUCACACACACGGAAACACACUCCAUCUGAAUCCUCCAUAGUAAAAACUGGCAUGCGUUUAGAAGUUCUUUUCUGAGGUAGCAAACGGCAAACUGGUAACUCGUUUCAUGAUCAUUUGUUGUUUACUUACUGAGUUUUUUUUCUUUUCAAGUCGAGGACACUGCUUUUAAAUGUGUGAUCUUUCUAGAAUUAAAUAAAAAAAUUAUAAAUAAUCCCUUUGCACUGGUGAGGUCUGACACUGUAUCCUGUGAUGAGUAUUUUAAAUUUGACAGAUUAAACUACUACUACUCCUACUACCCAACUUAGACUAUCGUUUGUCACCCAUCGUAGCUCCAGCUUAAUUUCCUCCUCCACAUUUUGAACUAUAGAGGCUCCAAGUUGGCUGGCCAACUGUUCAACGUUUAAUAUUUCAGCACUCUUCCUGCCUUUACCACUCGAGAGGCAGCGAGCCGAAGACUCACACUGGGUCGUCUCCUGAGAACGUGCCAUGCACUGAGUAGAACCUCCCAGUGUCCUCCUGUGUCCUUUAAUGAACUGUAAUUUUCAGUAAAUGUGUGACGAAUAAACGGUUAUUUGUGGGAAA
Molecule: messenger RNA, 1987 nt
Organism: Amphiprion ocellaris (clown anemonefish)
Lineage: Eukaryota; Metazoa; Chordata; Actinopteri; Pomacentridae
Gene: luzp2
Product: leucine zipper protein 2
Exons: 12
Coding region: 230-1273 (347 amino acids)
Source: RefSeq, a predicted model, not a curated record